Molecule: messenger RNA, 1520 nt
Organism: Morus notabilis
Lineage: Eukaryota; Viridiplantae; Streptophyta; Magnoliopsida; Rosales; Moraceae
Product: 50S ribosomal protein L1, chloroplastic
Exons: 7
Coding region: 128-1228 (366 amino acids)
Biological process (GO): translation
Cellular component (GO): large ribosomal subunit
Molecular function (GO): structural constituent of ribosome; RNA binding
Source: RefSeq, a predicted model, not a curated record
CUCCAAGACCCAACUAUUGUAUUGAUCCCAUUGUAUAUAUAUGGAUAGAUAGCAUAACAGAAGAACAGCCUUUAUUCUUCACUUCCUCUUCUUCUUCUUCUUCUUCUGCUUUCUCACUCUUUCAACAAUGGCUUCCACAUGUACGGCCACAACGCCUUCAUCUCUGAUGAUAUCCUAUUCCGCGUCAGCCUCCUCCUCAUCUUCCGUACACCCACAGGACAUGGUCAUUUCCUUCAAGCCCAACCCACUCUCUACUCGAGCUUUCUCUCUCUGCCCUCUUGUUCUCCGUCGGAGAGACAAAUGGGUCGAUGGGUUUCUGCCCAGACAGGAUUCCCGACACCGCCACGUGGCGGCGGCUGUGGCGGCGGCCGAGGUUGACGUGGCAGAGGUCGCCGUGGAGGAGGAGGAUGAGGAGAAGGUGGAAGGAGGAGUGGAAGGUUCUGGAGGGUCUUCGGCAACUGUGACUGUUCCUAAGCCGAAGAAAGGGAAAGCUGCUUUGACUCUCAAGAGAGAUAGAACGAGGUCUAAAAGAUUCUUGGAAAUCCAAAAGCUGAGGGAAAUUAAACAAGAGUAUGACGUGAAGACCACGAUUUCUUUGAUGAAGCAAAUGGCGAGUAGCAAAUUUGUGGAAACAGCCGAAGCCCAUUUCCGCCUCAACAUCGACCCUAAAUACAAUGACCAACAGCUGAGGGCAACUGUAAAUCUUCCGAAGGGAACUGGACAGACUGUUAAAGUUGCUGUUCUUACUCAAGGUGAAAAAUUCGAAGAAGCAAAGAAUGCAGGAGCGGAUUUGGUUGGUGGAGAAGAUUUGAUAGAGCAGAUUAAAGGAGGAUUUAUGGAAUUUGACAAGUUGAUUGCUUCUCCAGAUAUGAUGCCCAAGGUGGCUAGCCUAGGAAAAAUUCUGGGACCACGAGGGCUCAUGCCGAAUCCAAAAGCUGGUACAGUGACCCCUAACAUUCCUCAGGCUAUAGCAGAAUUCAAGAAGGGAAAGGUUGAAUACAGAGCGGAUAAAACAGGAAUUGUUCACUUGCCCUUUGGAAAAAUCGACUUUCCCGAAGAAGAUCUUAUUGUAAACUUGAUAGCAGCUAUAAAAUCAAUAGAAGCAAACAAGCCAUCAGGGGCAAAAGGGGUUUACUGGAAAAGUGCACACGUCUGCUCAUCCAUGGGGCCUUCAAUUAGGCUAAACAUAAGGGAGAUGCUUGACUUCAAGCUUCCAUCAGAUGUUUGAAGAAUACUACAACAUGUAAAUGUCAUCUUCAAAUUGUUUAUUCCGCCCCACGGUUUGCGGGCGCCACAUCAUGGGAAUAUUUAGAAAAACAUGGUAGAAGAGUAACUAGGAUGACAGGAGAAAGGAAGACCUUGACAUUGUAUCUUGGUUCAAGACUAUUUAUAGAAAAAGUGUCUUCUACUACAGAAUGAGAAAGACCCUGUAUAACUUUUUGUUUAUCAAAUGUCAUCAAUCUUAUAUUACUCUUAUUAUUUAUUUGCCAGUGCAGUAGUAGGAUCAUCUGUUAUAGGCU